CUUUACAGAGGAAGAUGAGUAAUGUGUGUCAAAAUAUUCGGCAUUUGCAUCUCUCCGUGAGGAAAAUGAAACUCAAAAGACUAUUGAUUAGUAGGAACAUAUGUUGGUGAACCCUCACAAACCAAAGAUGUCGGUUAAAAAGGACGUAAACCAGGGUCAACAGGCCCUUGAUUGUUGCACCACGGCUCAAACUAUGAUAGAUUUCACUGCCAAGAAAAUGAAAGGUCUCCGAACGAUAUGUUCGACAGUGGAAGAAAUCACACAGACGGAAAUUAGGGAGACUGAGGGCAAACUGAUCAGUCUCUUCAGCCAACAGCUGGUGGCCAAGUCCAAGGUCCACCCUGACAACAUGCCACCAGUACUGCAGGAGUACCCAAGAGUGCAACUCUUCUUAAACAUAUUAGGCAUAAAUAAAGAUGUCAUAGCGAUGGUAGCAUUAAAGCAGAUAUCCUUGGAGUCUUUACUUGAGAAAACAGAGGAGGAGGUUGAAAUAUUGCUGAAACGCCUUGGUGCUGAUGAUGAUCAAGUCUGCAGACUAAAUACUGCUUUACAAAAACUGAAAAUAUGCACAGAACACCAGUUACAAGGAGAAAAAAGUGAUGAGCUGAAUGUAGAACUGCAUUGGUCUUCUUAUCAUCCGAGUAGAUCAGUUUCAGGGAGUCCAUUUGGUGGCAGCUCACCAAAGUUACAAAGACCAUCCACUUCAUCCUUACCGCCUGAUGCAUUUUUUGGGACUUCCAGCAUUAUGCACGAUGACUCACCGCCUACACCGCCUGCAAGUGUGCCGUCAUCGCCGGGACCUCAUGCAGCAAAUCGUAGUCGGAAUCUUACACCGCCACCCACGCCAACGUUGGUCAAACCAAAAAAGGCACCGGCCACACCCCCACCUAAAAACAAGAUCCGUUUAUAUCCGGAUGGAUUUCCUCUCACCAAAAGUAAAUCUCACGAGUCUCAGUUAUUCAGUCGGAUUACAGAUCCAGAUGGGAUAAAAAACCUGUCCUUUCGACACAAAAAGAAGCCACAUGACCUGAAGCUGACUGGGAGCUAUGAGGCAUUAUUCAAGCGACGAUUAUCGGCCGAGGAGGGGCGUUCUGGUCAUACGUCACCACUUCAAUCACCUCUAUACAAACAUCAUGACCAAGCUAACUUGUCCGAUGACAAAGCUAGUAAGUUGGCCACUUAUACCUUGCCAGACGGUACUAAAAUUAGGAAAUGGAGCACUUCUAAUUUGCCCGAUGAGACAAAAAGUGGACUGUUGGUUCCAAAAUCUCCUAAAACGCCUUGUAGCAUGUCUCAUUUCAUCAAUCAUAGGUUUACUAACUCCUAUAAGAUCACCACGUGUGACUACUGCCAUAAACAGAUGUUCUUGGGCUACAAAUGCAAAGAAUGCAAAUUUGAGACAAAACUUGUGUUUGGUUCCUGUGAUUAUUGUCACAAACACGUCUUUGAAUUCCGUGGAAAAAUGUGUAAAUAUUGCAAAUUCAAGUGUCACAAGGACUGUGCCCCAAAGGUUGCUCCAGCGUGUGGCCUUCCUGAUAAAUAUGUUGAUGUCUUUCUGGACAGUUAUCUUAGGGAAGGUUCUCCUAGUGCCAGUCGGAAGACAUCCAAUACCAAUGCUCCCGGCAGUAACCUGAAGCCUGCACGUUCAGUGCCUGGUAUCUCUGCAUUCCCUGGAGAGUCAAGUUCAAAUACGUCUUCAUGUGAUUCCUCCACCCCAUCGUCGCCUGCAUUGCUCGGACUUCAUGACAUUCAUCAAAGUUCAUCGCCUUCGCCAAUUAUUCAUGUGACAAGUUUUAGAUUCCCUGAUGUAGCUAAUGGUACAAAUUUUAGUUAUGGGACCCCUGAUAUAACACAAGUAGAUGCUGACUUGCCCGAUGAUGAAGAUAAUGACAGAACCCUAGGUGAUCUAUGCAUACAAGUUCCUGAAAUCCAAUGGCCAACAAAGAGUCCUAGGUGCCUAAGAGAUGUUGUAAAUACGACAACUUCAAAUGACAGUGAUAAAACAAUAGUAGAUAGUGUUGGGUCUAAUGGAUCAGGUGAUAAAGCUCCGCCGGAGAGACUCGAUUCCAUGGAUAUACCUGAUGAUGGGACAUGUUCUUUUAUCAGGGUCAAUAGUAUAUCUGUAGCGUUACGAGAAUGGGACAUCCCCUAUGAAGAGUUGAAUUUAGGGGAACCAAUUGGUACUGGAAGGUUUGGUUGUGUGUACAAGGGCAACUGGCAUGGGGAUGUGGCCGUGAAGAUGUUAAACAUGGACAGCGACUUGGAUAAUGAAGCCCAGCUCUCUGCAUUUAAACUUGAGGUGGCAAUGUUGAGGAAAACACGACACGAAAAUUUAGUUCUUUUUAUGGGUGCUUGUAUGAAACCACCACAUUUAGCUAUAGUUACUAGUUUAUGUAAGGGGGCAUCAUUAUUUACACAUAUACACUUACGAAGGGAGAAAUUCCCAAUGAAUCGAACUGUGAUAGUAGCAUCGCAAAUAGCACAGGGUAUGGGGUAUCUUCACGCAAAAGGAAUAAUUCACAAAGAUCUGAAGACGAAAAAUAUAUUCUUGGAGACCGGCAAAGUGGUGAUCACUGAUUUUGGUCUAUUCAAUGCAACUAAACUCUGCCAAGGCAAUAGGAAAGGUAAUUGGCUGAGUAUACCUCCAGGGUGGUUAUGCUACCUGGCACCUGAGAUAGUGCGCUCAUUACAGGCCGGCCCAAAUCAUGAUUUGCCUUUUAAAGAAUAUUCAGACGUUUACGCAUUUGGGACCCUCUGGUAUGAGCUGCUGAGUGGAGAGUGGCCUUUCCCUAAUCAGCCGCCAGAGUCGAUCAUUUGGCAAGUUGGUAAGGGCAUGAAGCAGUCCCUUAGUCACAUACAGGCUUCCAGGGAUGUCAAGGACAUUCUCAUGGUGUGUUGGUUGUAUCAACCAGAAUCCAGACCAGACUUCAGUCAAAUCCUGAAGUGUCUCGAGCGUCUGCCGAAGAAAAGGUUACUCCGAAGUCCGUCUCAUCCUAUCCAGUUAUCAAGAAGUGCAGAAUCUGUGUUCUAGGGAGUCAUACGGGUCAAAUCGAUGUUGUCAAUUGAAGCGCACAUCCUGUGGAUCUCAGUAGUUGUUGUGGAUGGCAAAAUAGGGACAGCUAUAGGUAAUAGAUAGUUUGUCCUGUCCUUUUAGGUGGUUAGAUGCAGUUGAUGUGCGAGUUGUAUUAGUGUUAAUCUCCUUUAGUAGCUCACUCAGCACGUGAGCAAGUAGUGAUUUUCACAAGUUAUGGACAAAGUUUUUACAAGGUUUCAACUCAGAAAGGCCGUCACUUGUGAAAGUCAUGCUUUUAAACUGGGCCAAAGGUUCACAGAUGAAUACCACGAAUGGUAAGAUUCAAGAAUAUUCAGAAUUUUUAUUAGAUUGCUGAGCAGAUGUCUACAGGAUGUGUCAACAAAUGUUGCUUUUUGGUAACAAAUUGCCUCUUUUAUCUUCUGUAAGGUGAAAUGGGAAGGCUGGCUUUCCACUGUGUUCUAUUCACAAUUCUGAAGGUGUGAAUACAGAACAGUGGAAGGGGCUAGAUUUCCCUCAUUUGACCAGCUAGGUCCAACACUACAAGCAGUUGUGGAAAUCAUGUGUUUCUGUUGAUAUAUCAGUAAAGAAAUAGCUUGGUGUAUUCCACAUGUUACCCCAGGUACAUGUAGAUUAUGGCUGAUUCAAGCAUGACUUGAAGAGGUGAAAGAAUUUUGUGUAAUAUGAUGUUCUCAGUGCUUUGAAGUUGUGUGCACCAUGUUUAUUCUUUGAAUAAAGACCAUGGGUUGGCAGAAGUCAGACCAAAAUUUCAAGAUUUUGCAUCCAGUGACACAUGCGCAUUGAUAAACCAUAAUCAGGGGACACUAUAAAUUCAUGUGUGCGUGCAACCAGAUGCAACAUUUGGAAAUUUUUGUUCAAAUUUCUACCGAGCGUGUUGCUGACUCAAAGGCCUCAAAUGAGUUGUUAAGUACGUCAAUUAAUGCCCAUAUGGUGCUAUUAAUGAAUUGAUUUCCAUCUUAUAUCGCAAAAAUGUCACUUCCAGUCCUAUAGCUUUUGGUAGUAUCAAAAACACAUUACUUCUUUGAAGUACAUGUACUAUUAUUUUGGUAGUAUGGAUAUCUUUGCUAUCAUACAGUAAGUCAGUAGCGAUGAUUAUAAUGAUAUCUUAAGGUUUCUCCUCCAAAAUGGAAGUUACAAUGUGAACUAUAUGAGGAGAUUUCAUUGCUGCCUGGCUCGUAUGAUUGUCACUAUACCUCAUGGGAGGACUCGUGGCAAAAUUAGCCACCCUGGUCAAAUCACUGUAGCGACAAAACCUGGUGGUUGGCCUUGGAAUUAUCUCUACUCAAGAGAAGGUGCAUGCCUCACUUCAAUGUGAGAUAUUACUCUUUGCCUCUCACAUGUCGAUGUGCUAAACAUCAGCGUAAUAUUUGGCGAUCUCACAAUAUUAUUGAGAAAAGUUUAACUGCGAUGAUGAUAUUCUUCUGCAAUGUUUCUAAUGCAUUGUUUAUGAAUGUACAUUUUGUAUAAUGAAACUAGCUAUUGUACAUAUUAUGAUUUGGCUGAAAGUGUACAUUUCAUUGAGGCCUGUCAACUUUGAAUCAACUUUGUAUGAAGUAAGUGUAUGGUGUGAUAGAAAAUAUUCGCUUCGGUUCUUCUUUUUUAACCCUUUCCCAUUUAAAAAGUUGAUCUGAGACUUAUCUGCGAGCAUUUCACCUGGUUUAAACUUGAUGAUUGGGUAGGGGCAGUGUUGGGGGAGGGGAGAAUGUCAAAGCAUUGGGGAUGACAGCGAGUGUCAAAUUUGGUAAACAUGGGUAACAUAACCUUUUUCAGAUCUACAGAGCUUUAUCAUGAAACUUUCAAGGGUUGAUGAGUGUCGUAUUUAAAAGCUCUAAUGCUGAUAUUUUUGGCAUAAGGCUCCAAGUUCUUUUUGAAUUGAGAAAGGAUUAAAACAGUUGUGAUAACUGGUACCAAGUGGAGGUGCAUGUAAUGUAUACACUUGUAAAUACCAAUAUUUUGUGGGAGAACCAUCAAAUUCAAAACUUUGAUCUGAUCUGUUUUACCAGGUUGUAACAAUUGUCACAUUAUUUGCACCGGUCAGUAGAACUUAAUCAUUGGGUUGUGGUCAGAUGACUGGUCUUGAGGUAAUGAUGGUCCUUUUGUUUUCUCUGAUCAACCACUUUUGAUAUUGAUAGCCUUGUAAAAGAGAUGUUUCAUAUUUUAUUCCCUGCAGUUUGCCGUCACCUCUGUCACAUGGUGCCACAGUAUCUUCGUGAGUGGAGAUGGUGUGAAAUUGCCCAGAUUUCUAACCGGGAAAUCAUGCGCAACAUCUGUAACGAUUGAAAUUUAAUCAGACUUGAUGUAACUUAAGUUAGUCCUCCAAUAUCUUUGUAAAUGCACUGGAUGUCUAACCCCCUACUUGUCUCUCUUGCUCAAUUUAAGCUGCAUUUCUUGUUGACAGAUUCUGUACGAGUUUGUAGAAUCCAGUUGCAAAACAUAUUGACUGAAUGUUUGGCUUGCUCUGGGCUACGUGAAUCAGUUUUAAUUGUAUUGGGCUUUAGGGGGAUUUAACUAUGCCCUAUAAACUCUAACAUUGGUGUAAUGCAAGCUGAAGGUCAGGAAUGUUCACACUUCUGUUAAGGAAAUACUGGUUGAUAAGCAUUGCUGAGAGGUCACCAGACACAUCUCAGAGUGACCGACCUAUAAGGACUUGGGGAAAUUUGUAAACAGAAUUUGAAUUGAAAAUGUUCAUUACAAAUGAAAGGGAUGAUGUACAAGUAAUUGAUAUAGAUCUGUAAACAUGAAAUGCAAUAUUUUUCAUCCUUGUCCACUGCAAUGCUGUGAUAUGGUAGCUAGGAGAGCAGACAAGUGAAGUUCAUUUCAUCCAAACAUUGCCACAAUCACAACUGCAUAAUUCAUAGGAAGCCGUACAUUGUGCACAAGAUGUUGAGGUGAACGUUAAGAUGAAAGUGUCUAUAGAGUGAGGUAGAAAUCUUGUCUUGGCAUCAGUGUAGAUAAGAAUAAAAAAGGACUGCGCCUUGGUUGGUUUUGUAUAAAAGCUAUCUUCAAAACUUAAAUGUAUAAUCUCAUUGGUGCUGUAGUUGCAAGUACAGUUUAUAACAUUUCUUGACUGACGUGUGGAAUUGCACGGAUGUGACAAGUGGAAAGUUACAGUCCCAAGAUUUUUAUAUAGGGACAACAUUUCUGUCUCCACAUGUGUUGGUGUUGAGGUGAAUUUGCAGUAAACGACUGGAGAAGUUUGCUCUGCUAGAGCUAUAUCCAGGAAUUAAUCAUGGCACACAGUAAAUAUUUGACAAUUCACAGUGAAUCAGCCAGAAAUUUAAAAAAAAUUAUGUAUUGAAAAUAUUGAUAGCUCCUAAAAAAAGUGUGUAUGAUGUGCAUUGGAACUGGCCAAUAAAGCUGUCCUUUGGUUUUGUGGGGCCAUAGAUGAGUAUGCAUUGAAUAGGGUGGGAUUUUAUUGUCUCUGCAUAAACUGCUAGAAUGAAUUUGCCUUGCAGUACCUGAAUGAUACAGUGGAGUCUUUGUCCUCUUCAGUUGAUCUGCUAAGAAAUAGGCAAUGGUUAUGGGUAAUAGAAUCUAAACACACUCAUGUGCAAACAUAGAUUGGUCAAAAUGAAAUCGUAUACUCUUAUGACUCUUCCUGUUGGAAGUUCUGGGAUAUUUUAGAAUACAUUUUUUUCCUGCAGACUUACUGCAGUGAGAGUGAUGGUUACAUGUGAUGUUUUCUGCAUUCCUUAUCCUGGAUAUAAUUCACACACUGUGCUCUUACGAAGUCUCAUCAAUGUGACUGAGACAAGGAAUAACAUUUUCACUAAUUAGAUAUAUGUGCAAUAUGUAGAGCUCUGAGCAUGUAAAUAUUUAUUGAAAUAAAAACCUUGGUCAAAAUGAAA
Messenger RNA from Lineus longissimus, 6900 nucleotides. Its product is annotated as kinase suppressor of Ras 2-like. The record is from RefSeq and is a predicted model, not a curated record. Gene Ontology annotation, molecular function: ATP binding; protein kinase activity. The transcript is spliced from 20 exons. Gene Ontology annotation, cellular component: cytoplasm. The coding region runs from base 101 to 3031 and encodes 976 amino acids. Gene Ontology annotation, biological process: protein phosphorylation; Ras protein signal transduction. NCBI's taxonomy places the organism in Eukaryota, Metazoa, Nemertea, Pilidiophora, Heteronemertea, Lineidae.